AUAUGUGUUAACAGAGAAAUGGUGUCGGACCAAGAAAUAGCCGAAGGGGUGGAGACUGUGCUCCGUCAACGAGGCCCUAACGACGUCACCUCCGUAAACGGCGUCGUUCAGCAGCUCGAGGCCAAGCUAGGGUUGGACCUUUCCCACAAGGCUGCCUUCAUUCGCGACCAGAUCAACUUCCUCCUCCGCCCCUACCCCCAACAACAACAACAACAACCCCAACCGCCCCCAAAAGACCAUUUUGCCCUCCACCCCAGCCACAACCCUUACCACCCCCAUCACCUCCACCCUCAAUUCGCUCAGGCACAAUUCCUCCCCCAACAAUUUCCUUCCCAUUUUGCCCUCCACCCCCACUCCCGUCCUCCCCCUCCUCCUGAGGCCUACACCUUCCAGGCGCCGCCGCCUCAGCAGCUUCGCCAUCCGGUGGUCCAGCCGCAGCAGCCGGCUCCCAAGUUUGAGGUCGUCUUCCCCGCACAGAAUGCCACCGCCGCCGCCCCGGAAACGCCCAAGGACAGUGCCACGAAUACUGGAACCAAAAGAAAGGGUGGGGCUGGGGGUUUAAAUAAAGUCUGUGGUGUCACACCUGAGCUUCAGGUUAUUGUUGGUGAACCAGCCUUGCCAAGGACUGAGAUUGUGAAGCAGCUCUGGGCGUACAUAAGGAAGCACAACCUCCAAGAUCCAAGUAAUAAGAGAAAGAUUAUUUGUGAUGAUGCGUUGCGCGUGGUAUUUGAGACUGAUUGUACUGACAUGUUCAAGAUGAAUAAGCUGCUGUCCAAGCAUAUUAUAACCCUUGGACCUAAAAAGGAGCCACCUCAAGCUAAGCGAGUGAAGUUAGAUGUUGAGUCUGCAACUGACACUGAUAGUACUCAACCUGGUUCCUCUACUGUUACAAUAUCUGAAGCACUAGCUAAGUUUCUGGGUUUGGAAGGGAGGGAGAUGCUCAAGUCUGAGGCAAUUAGACUUGUUUGGGAGUACGUAAAGGCUAACAAUUUGGAGGAUCCUGUAAAUUCUAUGGUGAUAGUAUGUGAUCCAAAGCUCCAUGAGCUUCUUGGAUGCGAUAGCAUAUCUGCUCUGGGGGUCCAAGAGAUGUUAGACCGCUAUCAUUUCAUCAAACAGUCAUGAUUUAUGGUAGUCUUGACCGGGGAUGGGACAUUUGCCAUCUGGUCUCUUCUGAUGGUAGAAAAGAUAGGGCAGAACCUUUUUUCUUUUUGGCGCUGACGUGGCUAGGAGCCUAGGUGAUAUGCUGUUUUACAUGUAUUGGUUGAUUAUAUUUAGAAUCCUAUGUGCUCUGGUCAUGGCAAGAUAUUUCUUGGUAUGUGGCCAUUGCCCUGUGUUUAGUUCUUUAUAGUGGUCUUCUCCUAACCUCUAAAACUGUCACAGAAUGUUAAAUGCUCUGUACAGCCUGGAAGGACCUUUGUUUGUAAUAUGUUGGAUAGCAGGAAGUGUUAGUUUUAAGUUUUUAACUGCAACUGGUGUAUCUUGUUUCAUAUGGCAGAAAAUACAGGUUUUAACUGCGUUUUGUUUCAUUUGCUGUAUCGAAUAGUAAAUAUAUUUGCAGACAGUUUCUAAGU
Fragaria vesca subsp. vesca is the source of this 1571-nucleotide messenger RNA. RefSeq lists its product as uncharacterized. Bases 19 to 1122 code for a protein of 367 amino acids. NCBI's taxonomy places the organism in Eukaryota, Viridiplantae, Streptophyta, Magnoliopsida, Rosales, Rosaceae. The transcript is spliced from 6 exons. Gene Ontology annotation, cellular component: nucleus. The record is from RefSeq and is a predicted model, not a curated record.